UGUCAAAAAAAAUAAAUAAAUAAAAUCGAAUUUAAUUUAUUUUUAUCCAUUGUAGUCCUGUCAGUUGACAACUUUAAAUCUUUCUUAUACACAACCUGAUAAAAGGAGUAUUCAAUAUAUUACAACUGCAACCUUAAAAGAUGAGAAUUCAUCUCCUUCCUUAUUUAAUUUAAUUUUGGAUGGCUGUAAUCUACGUACAUCACAAUUAGAAGUGCUUGCAGCCAAUGUGAAAAAACCAGAAUCUUCAUUAAAGCAACUAUCCAUAUGUAAUAAUAACAAAGGUUCAUUUAGUCAGAAUGGAGUCAUAUUAACCAUCGGUGUUAUGUUACGAGAUUAUGACAACACGGGUGGUGGGUUAGAACAGUUAUAUUUAGACGGUAAUGACUUGAGUCAGAGUGAUAGUAUUCAAUAUAUUGCUCAAGCAUUACGACGAAACCAACGUCUUUCUGUUCUAUCGAUGCGAAAUUGUCGAAUGGAUGCAAAAGGAUGUACAAUGAUAGGUGAAGCAUUAAAGUAUAAUCAACAUUUAAUCAAACUUGAUAUAAGUUGUAAUCCCAUUUGCAAUAACUUGGAUGGUAUUAUCUGUAUUAAACAAGCAUUAAAUGUGAAUCACUGUUUACAAGAUCUUUGUUUAGCAGAUACAGGCUUAGACACUGAAGGCACCAUUGCUUUGGCAGAAUCAUUUUCAGAAAAUAAUUCAUUAGUUCGACUUGAUUUAACAAAGAAUCCUCGAAUUGGAAUUGCAGGUGUAAUGGCAUUGUCUGCCUCUAUCAAGAUGAACCAGAUGAUUACUUGUAUAGAUAUUAAUAUUGCUGCAAAUGAUGAGGAAAUGGUUGAAAUUCAUAAUGGAUUAUUGGUUACUUGCACAAGAAAUGCUCAAAUGAAAAAGAAUCGUAAUAACAGUAUUGAAAUACAACCAUCAGAAUCGCUAGACAAUAAUAAUAAUUUAGCUCGAUUAACAUUAGAAGAACGUUUAGCAGCAGCUGUUACAAAGAAUACCACCAACAAAGAAGACGUCAGGAUGAGUCAAUUAGUAGUAAAAGAGAAUACGGACGACACUUUAUUAAUUCAACAAGCUCUUGACGAUGUUGGGCUAUUAGAAGAUAUUGAAGAACAAAAAGAUAAAACGACAUUCAAUAACAUUUAUAAUAAAUGUAAAAAAACUCAUUCCAGCAUUCUCCAGAGGAUACCCGAAGUAACUAAUCCUUCUCAUUUAGGUAUGCUUGUAUAAGACUAUUAAUUGUGUACUGACUUUAUUGUGUAGAAUUAUUUUUGACAAUUAACGAUAGACUCAUGUCAGCCUUUCAAGCAUUUGAAGCAGAACAACAACAACAUAUAAUAGAGUCAGUUAGUAUAAUUGAUGAACAGCAAAAAACUGUCCGUGAUGAGCCAUUUCCAUCUUCCUUUGAAAUAGGCGAUGAUGAUGAUUUUGAUGAUGAUAAAAAAGAACAAGAGGAAAAUAUGAUUAAUUUAAAAGAAUUAAGAACUGAAAUAGAAGCGGAAGAAGGUGCUGCAUUUUUAAAUGCAAAGAAAGAUAUAAAAUAAACAAAAAUAUAUCUUUUUAUGUGUGUGUAUAUAUAUAUAAAAAAAAGAGUGUCCUGUAGUAAAAUAUGC
This is a messenger RNA of Cokeromyces recurvatus, 1614 nucleotides long. RefSeq lists its product as uncharacterized. The record is from RefSeq and is a predicted model, not a curated record. Gene Ontology annotation, molecular function: protein binding. Lineage: Eukaryota; Fungi; Mucoromycota; Mucoromycetes; Mucorales; Mucoraceae. Bases 323 to 1231 code for a protein of 302 amino acids. The transcript has 4 exons.